This is a messenger RNA of Magnolia sinica, 1215 nucleotides long. Its product is annotated as auxin-responsive protein IAA16-like. The record is from RefSeq and is a predicted model, not a curated record. NCBI's taxonomy places the organism in Eukaryota, Viridiplantae, Streptophyta, Magnoliopsida, Magnoliales, Magnoliaceae. Gene Ontology annotation, cellular component: nucleus. The coding region runs from base 151 to 918 and encodes 255 amino acids. Gene Ontology annotation, biological process: regulation of DNA-templated transcription. Gene Ontology annotation, molecular function: protein binding. The transcript is spliced from 5 exons.
CCAGAUACUCACCCUUUCACAUUUCCCACUCUUUUUCCAUAUUUACAAAAACCCCCUCCAAAGCAAGAACAAAAACAAAAACAAGAAAGAGAAGGAUCUCUAAGCAAAGUAGGAAAGGUUGAAGGGUGUUUCUGAGUUGAUUUAGGUUCCAUGGAUACUUGCCGGAAAAUGGCACACAUGCUCGACCGUGAUGAAUUCAAGAUGAAUUUUGAGGAGACGGAGCUGCGGCUCGGGCUGCCGGGAGGUUGCGGUGGUGGCGACGGUGAGGCGGGGAAGAAUCCCGGCAAGAGGGGCUUCUUGGAGACCGUAGAACUGAAGCUUAACCUCCCGACGGCUUCUCUGAAGGACUUCGGCGGGCCCGAUCCCAACGAGAAGAUGAGGAAUUUGCCUAAGGAGAAGAACCUUCUCCCAUGCACUAAUGACCCUGAGAAACCUCCAGCUCCCAAGGCACAGGUUGUGGGUUGGCCACCCGUUCGAUCAUUCAGGAAGAACAUCCUAGCCGUCCAAUCGGAGAAGAAUGGGGCCAAGGAAGCUGAGAAGGUUAGCAACAGUGCGGCAUUUGUCAAGGUGAGCAUGGAUGGUGCACCUUAUCUACGUAAGGUAGACUUGAAAAUGUACAAGAGCUACCAAGAGCUGUCCAAUGCCUUGGAAAAGAUGUUCAGUUCCUUCACAAUCGGUAAUUGCGGGCCGCAAGGAAUGAACGGAAGGGAUUUCAUGAAUGAAAGCAAAUUGAUGGAUCUCUUGAACGGCUCUGAGUAUGUGCCCACUUAUGAAGAUAAAGAUGGCGACUGGAUGCUCGUCGGCGACGUCCCAUGGGAGAUGUUCGUCGACUCGUGCAAGCGUCUGCGCAUAAUGAAAGGAUCAGAGGCGAUUGGACUUGCUCCAAGAGCCGUCGAGAAAUGCAAGAACAGAUGCUGAAGAACGAACCACCACAGCCUGCUCAUUCGAUCUCGGAUGCCGCUGACCGAAAAACCCCAAUUGCCGCCAAGGCAGGAUGACGACAAUGGCGAUGGAGACGGCAGGUGAGAUGGAUCGAGCAGGGUGUUCGGGUGUGUCUGUACUGUGGUUUGAUAUAUAUUAAAAAACUUAUUAGAAAAAUGGGAUUAUUAUUUGUUAUGAACAUGAAGUAAUAACACUUUGUUGUCAAGACCCAUUAUGUCUAUGCUUUGUUCACCAGUGGCUUGUUUAAUAAUCAUUUCAUUGUUGUUUAUUGUA